GAACCACCCUCCAGGAACAGGAAGUAGUGCUGAUGAACUAGCAUGUGCUGGAUGUCCCUCAGUGCCACGCUGGCCAGUCUGCCAGGCCCGAGAGGAUGGAGACCCUGCGAAGGAGCCUUUCCCGCUGGAAGAGGUACCACAUCAAGGUGCACUUGGCCGACGAGGACUUGCUGAUUCCCCUCACUGUCAAGCCCACGGACAAGGUGAUGGACCUGCGGGCUCAACUGGUGCGAGAGGGCAUCACCUCUUGGAAGAAGACUUUUUACUACAACGCCAGGCAGCUUGGGGAGGAGGAGACUGUGAAGGAGGCCAAAAUCCAGAAUGGAUCUGUCCUGCUUCUUGUCAGCCACAAGAGAUAACGCCAUGCAGCGGAGCCCAGGCAACGAGAGAUGGGGCAAGUAACAAAGGC
Molecule: messenger RNA, 409 nt
Organism: Mauremys mutica (yellowpond turtle)
Lineage: Eukaryota; Metazoa; Chordata; Testudines; Geoemydidae
Product: ubiquitin domain-containing protein TINCR-like
Exons: 3
Coding region: 96-359 (87 amino acids)
Molecular function (GO): protein binding
Source: RefSeq, a predicted model, not a curated record